ACAUUUUUUGUUGACAUUUCUAUCUUUGAGGUUAGAAUAAAAACGUCAUUAAUAUUUAUUUGACUGUUAAUAUAAUUAAAUAUCUUAUAAAAUAGUUAAAGAUGACGAGACAUGCAAGAAAUUGUACUGCGGGUGCUGUUUACACAUAUCACGAAAAGAAAAAAGACGCUGCUGCUUCUGGUUAUGGAACAAAUAAGCAAAGGUUAGGUAAAGACUCCGUAAAAGAUUUCGAUUGUUGUUCGUUGUCUUUACAACCUUGCCGAAAUCCAGUUAUAACGAAAGAUGGAAUAUUAUUUGAUAAGGAAGUAAUUUUGCAGUACAUGGUAACAAAAAAAGUUGAUUAUUGCCGUAAAGUUAAGGAGUAUGAAAGAUUGAGUAAAAAAGAAGAAGAAGAAAAUGCAGAGUUGAAUUUAGCCGAAACAACUAAUAAAAUUAAUAAAUUUUUAAAAACGGAAAAUAAUAUAGUUAGUAAACCCAUUGAUCCAUUUAAACCAGAUGAAGCACCAUCAACGUCCAUCUCAAAUAUGACUGAUGGUCGUGAUAAAGUUUUACCAAGUUUUUGGGUUCCAUCAGAAACACCAUCGGCUAAAAAAAGCAAAUUAGAAAAACCUAAAAACAUUGUGCUGUGUCCAAUAUCUGGAAAACCAUUAAAGUCAAAGGAUUUAAUAGACGUCAAAUUUACAUCAGUUAAAGAUCCCAGCGAUAAAAAAUCAUUAAUAAUUAAACAAAAUCGUUAUAUGUGUGCUGUUACUCACGACAUUUUAAGCAAUUCUGUACCAUGUGCAGUUUUAAAACCAACCGGUGAUGUUGUUACAUUAGAAUGUGUCGAAAAAAUUAUUAAAAAGGACUGGAUUCAUCCUUUAACAAACCAAAAAUUAAAUGAAAAAGAUAUUAUCAUCUUUCAAAGAGGUGGUACUGGAUAUGCAGAAACUAAUGAAAAUCUUCAAGGAAAAUGCGAAAGACCAGCUUUACAAGCAUAAAGUUUUCUAAAAUAGUUUUUUAUUUAUCACAAAAAAAAUUAAUUUAAAAAGAAAGAUAAAAUCGAAAGCUGGACCAAUCUCAUUGGAGAUUUAAGCAAUCAUUUCCAUCUUUCUUAACAAAAAUAAUCUUUAGAAUUUAAAACUAUUUGAAACUGUAAUAAUAUAAAUGUAAUUAAAAAAAUAAAAUAUUAGAAAUAACUUUUAACAAUAAAUUUAAACAAAAUUUAACAAAAAAAAACUACAUUUCCUCUCGCUGUGCGCUAUUUAUACAAAGUUACACUACAACCCCAUAUUUAAUUCAAUUUAAUUUUUAUUAUUUUAAUGUUUUUAUCAAACGUUCUUAUAUAUUAAUACAAGUUGUGUUAGCAUAAAAUGCAAAAACUCCCUAUCUUAAUCAUAAAUUCUUUGUAAGAUAUAAUUUUUACCAUAAAAUUGACUAGAUUAAAUAAAAAUCAAAUAGAAAACAA
This is a messenger RNA of Onthophagus taurus, 1447 nucleotides long. Its product is annotated as nitric oxide synthase-interacting protein homolog. Gene Ontology annotation, molecular function: ubiquitin protein ligase activity. Lineage: Eukaryota; Metazoa; Arthropoda; Insecta; Coleoptera; Scarabaeidae. The record is from RefSeq and is a predicted model, not a curated record. Gene Ontology annotation, cellular component: nucleus.